CCGCAAAGGUCAAUGCAUUUUAUUCGACUGAGGUGCACAGUCCUGAUAUAGACCGUCCUCGCCUGUGAACAUCUGAUAACCGCUAUUAUAUGAUCGGGCCAGCACGUUUUUAAAAGACAGUAGCUGUCAAUUACCCUCGGAAGACAUCAUAGUAUAGGCCCUACACCUGCUAACUGCUAUCCAGCAGAAUGGUUCGAUACAAGAUCCCAUUUUUCUGUGCGUUAAUAAUUCUUGCCAUAGUCUGUGCCUCAAAAUCGAAUGGACAGACCUGCCCAAACAAGUGCCAUUGCAAGAAUAACUACCAAAUCGUCGACUGUCGCAAUCGUGGCCUCUCGGAGAUUCCCUCGGGAAUACCCGUCAGCGUCCAAGAGCUUCGACUGGACCAUAAUACUCUAACCGACAUCCAGGCAGACGCGUUCAAGGGUUUAAUCCAUCUUCGAGUCCUGUACCUGAGUAAUUGUAAAAUCAACAAAAUCGCACCUGGCACAUUCAAGGAACCGACUAACAUCACUGAUUUAUAUCUAACUUCGAACGUCCUGAAGGAUUUCAAUGCCACGUCACUCCAAGGGUUACAAAACGUCCAAAUGCUUCACCUGGGGGGUAAUGAACUGACAGCAAUCCCGGAUCUUGGUCGUCUGCGCGCUUUGGUGUCCUUCGUCAUAGACACCAAUGAGUUGUCGAACGCUUCUUUCCCUGAGGGUUUUGGGAAGCUGUUGAAUCUUACACGAAUAACGUUGAGUAACAACAAGAUAACUCGUCUUGCAGACGGGGACUUGAAGUCCUUGCGUCAAUCCAAAGUGGCAAAGUUAUAUCUUGCCAGGAACCAAAUAGCUCAGAUCGGGAAGCUUAGCUUGGAACCCAUUGCAGACACACUCGUAUCCUUAUCGCUUGGGCAUAACCCGUUGUCGUCAACUUCUCUAAGAGACGGGCUCUUCGGGUUACGUCAGUCCAAGCAGCUGACGUCAUUAGACAUCCCAGCGCUUUCCUUUGGUGGCGUCAUGAACAGUGAUACAUUCCAAUACCUGAAUUCAACUCCUUUACUGAAACUAAAAAUGUACUGUAACUCCGUCCACCAGCUCGAGCCGAGGCUCUUUAGUCACGUGAGAAACGCCGAUUACAUAGAUGCCAGCUCCUGUCAGAUCCGAGACAUUGAACAAACUGUUUUUGCUGGCAUGGCAAAGUUGAAAGAACUUCGUUUGAAUGAGAACUUCCUCUCUUACGUGCCACAAAAUCUGCCGAAUAGUCUACGUAUAUUAGAUCUCAGCGAAAAUCAGAUCAUCAAUUUUAAAGAUUUUCAGUUCGCUGGUAUGCGAAACAUAGAGACGCUUCGUCUAAGGAAAAGCGGAGUUGAGAGGAUACCAACAAAUUCUUUUGCUGGGUUAGAAAAAAUUAAAACAUUAGACCUAUCUGAAAAUCGCAUUUCGUCCAUUGGCAAAUCCGUCUUCGGCAUGCUUCAUAAACUCAAAACAUUGAAACUGAACGACAAUAGGAUCGGCUUAAUCCAGACAGACAUAUUCUCUUCGUCGUCGGCUUUACAAUUUCUCGACAUGUCAAAGAAUUACAUUGGGAGGUCUUCGAUCCCCCUAGACUUAUUCAAGGGUACUUCCAAACUGAAGAUUCUUUUCCUAAGUGAUAAUGAACUAGGAUACGUUUUCAAGAAUGACCCAAACGGAAUGCUCUUCAAGAAUUUGUAUAAGUUGGAGAAUUUGACGUUGGAAAGAAAUCGCAUCAGUCAGCUGUGGCCUGCUCAGUUUCAGAAUCUGACGUCGGUAAAAAAUCUGUCUCUCAGCGAUAAUCAAGUCUCGUUCUUCACUUCUCAACUCUUUGCGCCAAUGACAUCCCUGCGUGCUCUGAACCUCAGUCAAAACAUGAUCUCAUUGGUUAAUUCAUCAUCCAUAGGAGGUUUGGAGGGGAGGCUCCAGACGCUGGACCUCAGUGGAAGUCCGUUUGCUUGCACUUGUGAUCUUGUGUGGUUUCGACGUUGGAUCAAUCAAACCAACAUCACGCUUUCUCAAUUGGACGUUUACACAUGUAAUACUCCAGCGGAACGCCGAGGUAUGCCCUUAUUGCAGUUUGAUCCGGAUGCGAUUGAUUGCGUUAAUCGUUGGCCAAUCUACCUGGCUUCGGCCGUUGGCGGAACGUUGGCACUUCUCGUUGUCGUUUUUAUUUCCUUGUACAGGUGGCGCUGGUUCCUAAAGCUAAGAUAUUACCGCUUCAAACGUCUCGCCCUCAAGCGUGAUGUGCCCCAUGGUUACGAGCGAGUGGAAGGGGAUGACAUCGUGUCGGAUGCAUUUGUUUCAUUCUGCGUCGAUGCAGACAGAGAAUGGGUGGCAGUAGAACUGCUAGCACGAAUGGACUCCCGACCUCCCAACGCCGGGCGCUUUAAUCUUGUCUGCGACCUCAACUUUUUGCCGGACAAAUCGGAGUUGGAAAGCGUGGUGGAAGCCAUUGAGUGCACGCGGAAAGCCAUCGUGGUCCUUUCCGACGCUUACAUCGGUGAUCCUCGCUGCGUCCAAUUUGAGCUGGAGCAGAUCGUCUAUGAAUCUUCCGUAGAACGACCGCAACGGUACGAAAUGAUUCUCGUUUUGAAGGGUCUAAAUCCAAAUGGCAAAAUCCCGAAGGUUCUUCGACAGCGUCUGGAAAGAGGGGAAUUUUUGGAGUGGACGGAAGAUGCAAACGGCCAGCAGUUGUUUUGGGAUCAGCUGGGGGAAAAACUGGAACAGAGACCACAUAACAUAAACGUCUGAGUAAAAAUAAACACCUUAAGUUGCACUGCCAUUAUAAAUAUUAGGAAGGAAUCUCUUUUAAAACGAAUGUUCUUAUUGUAAUUUUUUUGUAGUGUGCAGGCUUUGCAAGUUGCGUUAAUACCUUAUUUGUCUACUUCUCGAAACUCUCAUUCAUUACACUCACGUUAAAAAGGUAUUUAGUGAACUUUUGUACUUCAUAUUUUUGUACUUCAUAUUUUGUGAGCUUUUCUUUUGUAUUUAUGAUUUUUUUUCAAUCUUACUUUUUUGCAAGUGUUUAUCAGGGUGAAAAAGUUCGUUAAGUGGUCAAAAUCAGAAUCAGUAUUCGGCAAUCCUCUCUAACACAUUCAUACUCAACCGCUCUUCUCUGUUCAACCGGUUGCGUUUUGUUCCUGUGAAAAUUUCAACAGAAUAUAUCUGACUUUUAAAGCAUUGCCUCAUUUAAUUCUACUCGAUCACAAAACAUUGCUUGGUUUUGAUUAUAAAAUAUUAAAAUGGAGAAAAAGGGGCACAAAAGUAUCUACCACUUGUCGCCAUUGCAUGCUUACCGUGUGUGAUCUGAAGGUUUGAUAUUUUUUACGCAACAAUUGCACCUUAAAUGAAAAC
Lingula anatina is the source of this 3350-nucleotide messenger RNA. RefSeq lists its product as uncharacterized. NCBI's taxonomy places the organism in Eukaryota, Metazoa, Brachiopoda, Lingulata, Lingulida, Lingulidae. The record is from RefSeq and is a predicted model, not a curated record. Gene Ontology annotation, molecular function: protein binding; transmembrane signaling receptor activity. Gene Ontology annotation, biological process: immune response; toll-like receptor signaling pathway. Gene Ontology annotation, cellular component: plasma membrane.